Molecule: messenger RNA, 4090 nt
Organism: Piliocolobus tephrosceles (Ugandan red Colobus)
Lineage: Eukaryota; Metazoa; Chordata; Mammalia; Primates; Cercopithecidae
Product: tubulin polymerization-promoting protein-like
Exons: 4
Coding region: 2890-4014 (374 amino acids)
Biological process (GO): microtubule polymerization; positive regulation of protein polymerization; microtubule bundle formation
Cellular component (GO): microtubule
Molecular function (GO): tubulin binding
Source: RefSeq, a predicted model, not a curated record
AGCAACAUGGCUGACAAGGCCAAGCCCACCAGAGCUGCCAACAGGACAACCCCCAAGUCCCCGGGGGACCCCUCGAAGGACCAGGCGGCCAAGAGGCUGUCGCUGGAGUCGGAGGGUGCCGGUGAGGGGGCAGCCGAGGCCCCCGAGCUCAGUGCCCUGGAGGAGGCCUUCUGGCGCUUCACGGUGCACGGGGGCACCAGGGCCACUGGGAGGGAGAUGCACGGCAAGAACUGGUCGAAGCUGUGCAAGGACUGCCAGGUGAUCGAUGGCAGGAACGUGACGGUCACCGACAUAGACAUUGUCUUUAGCAAGAUCAAGAGACGUUCUAGACCCAGUGUCUCCAAUGGAAACAGAGCACGGGCUGUCUGCAGUCUCAGGCUUCCUACUAGCCCUGAUAAGAGAAGUAGAGCAAUGCAGGGAAGGUGAAGAAGGAGCUGGACCCCGACGACAGCCACUUGAACUUGGAUGAGACAGCCAAGCUCCUGCAGGACCUGCACGAAGCACAGGCAGAGCGUGGCGGCUCUCGGCCGUCGUCCAACCUCAGCUCCCUGUCCAACGCCUCCGAGAGGGACCAGCACCACCUGGGAAGCCCUUCUCGCCUGAGUGUCGGGGAGCAGCCAGAUGUCACCCACGACCCCUAUGAGUUUCUUCAGUCUCCAGAGCCUGCGGCCUCCACCAAGACCUAACUCUAGACCACCUUCGGCUCUUUUGUUUCAUUUUGUUUAGUUUUAUUUUGCAUGUGUAGAGUUUUUGUCAUCAGACAAGGACUUUGGUCUUCCCCCUUUGGCAUGUGGGAAGCAACCCCAGGGAGGUAAUGAAUUGUCUGUGGUAUCGUGUCAGCGAGAGAAUCUCUGUGCACAGCCCGGUGAGCCCAGGGGAGUGGAGUCAUACACAGAGGUCGUGUGGCCAUCGUGUCAGCGACAGGGUCUCUGUGCACAGCCCGGUGAGCCCAGGGGAGUGGAGUCAUACACAGAGGCCGUGUGGCCAUCGUGUCAGCGAGAGAGUCUCUGUACACAGCCCGGUGAACCCAGGGGAGUGGAGUCAUGCAUGAAGGGCGUAUGUCCGGGCCGUAGAACUGCGUACAAUCUGUGUCCGAAUAUCACGUGUGGCUCCAGCCCUUGUUUCUGCUGUCUCUAUCUGUCUGCCCCACUGUCCUGGGGUCGCUCUUGGGAGGCACAGGCGUGGGUGUGUCUGGCCUCCUUCUGUGUCAGUCCUGCGUGUUCCUCUCGUAGUUUGUAUUUCCCAGGCGGGCCAUGGUAGGGGCCUCGCAGGGGCCAGUGGGGAGCGCAGGGCCAGGCUGGGGUGAGGAGAGGUCCCCCGUUUUCUGUUCAUUUGAUGAGCCUGAGAAAGGAGUGCUUCUGCCUGCCCGUUACAGUGGAGCGUUCCGUGUCCAUAAAACAUUUUCUAACUGGAUGUGUUUACUGGGUGCCCGUUCAUAUUAGCAUUUGCAAAAUGCCAUAAACACAGCUCCCAAUCACAGGACACAGCGCCAAAGCACACCCGACUGCUCCCCGCACACAAGGGUGCUGUGGCCCGCCAGCUGGUGGUGGUUCUCUGGCCCAGCUGUCGUGCCCACAGUGAUGUCGGGUGCGCCUGUGCGCCCAGCAGCACCUCCUGCAGGGUGCCCCGCUCUGUGACCAUGGAAACUUGAAAGUGAAGAAGCCACACCUUCCAGAGGCCGGGCACAGAUGGGAGCUCAGUCGUCCUGCAGGCAGAGGCAUUUGUGACUCUGAAGAGGCCCCGGGGGCAGUAUGCAGUGCCUGGGCCCUCACACCACGGGACCACAGGGCUGACCCUCGCAGGCCGUUGACCCCGGGUGAGCAGGGUGGCCGGGGCUCUGCGUGGCGUGGGUGAGCAUUCUCAGGUCCCUUCUGGGCCCUGGAGGAAGCAGGAGCAAAACCAUGUCCUCUGGACAGAGCAUGAGGAAGCCACAGCCUCUGACUCACAGGAAGAGUUUGUGAACAGGGCUCAGACGAGCGUCAGAGCCUGGGCUGCACCCUCCGUGCUGGCUGGGAAGCAGACUCCACAGGUGUCCGCAGAGCUGCACCUGCCGUCCUGGCCCUGGAUACUGCCAUGUGCGCCUGUUCCAGUGGCUGCCUGCAGGCUCUGCUCCCCACCCCCGACUCUGGGAGGCCGCCCUAGCUGCAGGGAGGCUGGGAAAGGCAGCAUCUGGAGUCCCAAGCUCAGUGGGGCUGUGUACUGCACCCGCUUCCACUGGGGCUCCAGAGGCCAGGAUUCCCUUGACAAGACACUUCCCACAGCUGGGUCCCCAGGGUACGGCCUUGGGGAGCUUGGGCUCUCAGGAACAGCGUGGCUCCUGAAAGCAGGUUGCUGUGGAGUCAGGCUUCCUCCCACCAUCUGAGCUCUGAACACCUCCCUCCAUAUCCACUGUAAGUAGAGGAGCCCUCGUCACAUGCUGGGGCCUGUCUUCAACUUUCCAGCCCCAGGACCAUGAGCCAAAUAAGCCUCCUGUCUUUCAGGUGAGCCAGUCUCAGGCGUUGUGUUAGAGCAGCGCAAAGUAGCCUUUAUCGAGAUGACACAGCUGUGCCCUCGUGGUGGGGAGGCAUGGGCGGCCGUCCCUCCAGGCUCUUAUCGCUCUCUGAAGCAGUUUCUGGGUGGAGGUCAGGUGCAGCCCACAGGCAGUGCUGAGCUGCGGGAGGCAGCCACCCUGACCCGCUUCCUGGUGGCCCUUGUUCCUGCACCCCUCACUCCCUGAGCCCCCGAAACUGGCUGUCCCUGUGGGCGGCAUUGUUGGUCCACGGGGUCCCAGCAGAGGGGGCCACUGGGCAGCAGCCACCACGUGGCUUCAGUCUUAGUGUGCAGUGAGGGGACGUCUUAAAGAGGCCUACGGGUGGCCUACAGGCCAAGAGGCUCCCUUCAGGUCAGGAGAUGGCAAUGGGGUGGAGGGGCCAGGGCUCCUCCCGCUGCCCCUUGGGCUGCACAGAUAUGGGGCCACCCAGGCCAGCUGAUCCUGCAGGACUUAGAGGCCCUGGUGGUGGGCGGAGCUCUCCAGGGAAGUCGUGUGUGGCCUCCCGGGAUUCCGGCAGUCUCUGCUCUUGCUGGCAGCCUGUGGGACUCUCUACCCUCUUUUGUGGCUACAUCACCUUUGGGUGUCCCCAAGCCUGCAUGCCAAGGCACGGAGCAGCCAUGGUGAAGGGAGUAGGAGCCGGGGCCUUCCCUGAGCUCAGCGUGUCUCUGGUCCCUGGACCCUUCCCUUGUGGUCACACAGUGACUGCUGCUGUGCCAGCCAUCUCACGCGGAGGCCAGAGGAGGGCAGAGGGGAACAGGCUGCCACGUCUGUGUCUGACAGGACACAAGAGCUCUCCAGGGAGGCCCCACAGACAUGGCUGUGUGUCAGCUUGGGGAGCGGCUCAGGGUGCAGCUCCAGCUCUCCCAGUGCAGGCGGGGACAGCCACUGCCCCCUGCCCCCCACACUCUGCUCCCCAGCUGAUGUGGGCAGAACCUGGGCAGGGGAGGGGGAGGCGGCUGGGAACAGAGGCCGGCAGUGACAGGGGCCGCUUGCAGACUGUGGGGCAUGAGGGCCAGCAGCUGUUCAUCCCCAGCCAGGGCCCUGCAAGCCCGUGCUUGUCUGAGCCAGGAAGCAGGAGGGUGGUGGGACCUGCUGUGUGUAAGGUGGCUGGCAUCCUCUGGGCUUGGCUUGCCACACUUCCAACCUCUGUCCAGCCCCUGCCACCCUUUGGCUGCUCUAGGGACUGCAGAAUCCAUGAUCUGCUCACUCCGUGGUGCCCUCAGGGCUUUGCUGCAGAUGGGGAUACUGAGGCAGAUGCCCCAUCACCCAGAACUACCCUAGGUCCUCUGAGUGUGGCUGAGCCUUCCCCACCAGCUGUUAAUCUUGGGCGCUUGUCAACUUUUGGUUGCCUGACCCCUCCCCGAGCUCACAGUCUCCUGUUCUCAAUCAGGAGGCAGAGGAGGGGCAAAGGGGUCUCCUCCAAGAUCUCAGUCUGUGGGCAGGGAGUGCACUUGUGCAUGGGCUGCAGGUAUGGGGGUGUGUGAGUACGUACGGGGUGCAGGUGUGGAGGUGUGCAGGUGUGUAUGGGGUGCAGCUAUGGGGUGUGUGCAGGUCCAUAUG